Molecule: messenger RNA, 991 nt
Organism: Cydia strobilella
Lineage: Eukaryota; Metazoa; Arthropoda; Insecta; Lepidoptera; Tortricidae
Exons: 4
Coding region: 86-943 (285 amino acids)
Source: RefSeq, a predicted model, not a curated record
CAUUUGAAAUGGUUAGUAUAAAAGUAACAGAAAGGUUGGUUAAAACAUUACAUUUCUUUUGACAAGGAAAAGUAACACAUCCACCAUGUCACGCUUCGUCGUCCUCGCCUUGUGUGCCCAGGCUUGUCUGAUACAGGCGGUUUUCAGUCAACAGUGUGGUUGUAAUCAAAUCUCUUAUGGAUCGCCCGGCCUCAUCGAUCUCGGCGGCAUCGAGAAAAUAAGCCUAAGCGCACCCAGUGCCAGCAUUAGCUACAGUGCACCUAGCAUCAGUCUGAACACACCCGGCUACGCAUCCGCGUCGUACGGCGGCGUGGGCACUGGCCAGGUCGGCGUAUCCGGCGACAUCGGUGCGAGCGGCCAGACCGUCGUCGUCGGCUCCGUGCCCGUGCUCGGCUCUGUCGACUUCAGCGGCAAAGUGCCGGCGGCCGGUUCCGUGUCUAUUUCCGGACAGUGCGGAUGUGGGUGCAAAGCUCCAGAGCUGGAACGGCUGCUGGAGCCACCAAUCUGCUCGGUGAUGGCGACGCAGUCCCCGCAGCCGUACGACACAGGCGCCGAGCCGCUGGUGUCGAACUUGCCCUCGAACGCCACCGCGCUCAGGUACGGGAGCGUACCGGACAGGUCCAGGUCCCCGGACAGGCCCAGGUCAGUGGCGACGGCGAUGCCGGACGGCGCGAUGGGGCCGGCGCUGGUCACGGCCGUUCUAAGCCAGUCAUGCGGUUGUAACCAAUACUCAUAUGGUACGUCCGGACUGAGCUCACAGAGCUGCGGCUCGUACGGCGGUACCGGCACCGGCCAGGUGGGCGUGUCCGGCAACAUCGACGCGUGCGGGCAAACCUGCGUCGUCGGCUCCGUGCCCGUGCUCGGCUCCGUGGACUUCGGUGGAUGCGUGCCCGCCUGCGGUUCUGUGUCCAUCCAGGGACAGUGUGGAUGCGGAUGCAAUUAAUUUCAUUAAUGAAUAAUAAGAAGAUGCAUUAAAAUACGUUUUAUUGAA